This is a messenger RNA of Sclerotinia sclerotiorum 1980 UF-70, 177 nucleotides long. RefSeq lists its product with no specific name. The record is from RefSeq and is a predicted model, not a curated record. NCBI's taxonomy places the organism in Eukaryota, Fungi, Ascomycota, Leotiomycetes, Helotiales, Sclerotiniaceae. The transcript is spliced from 3 exons. Bases 1 to 177 code for a protein of 58 amino acids.
AUGGGAUUUGACGAGAUCCAGUCGAGCCAAAGCAAAGCUCAUACCUUUUCAAGGCAAGGUUUCGAGAUAGGGAACAGACAUGGAGUGCGAUUGGAAUUGGCGAUGGUGAUGUUAGAAUGGAUAACCGAUGAUAUCCGAUUUGAAGAUAAGGAAGCUGGUGUCUCGUCGAUCAACUAG